CUGCUACGUACCUAUAUAGGUAUGUGUAAUUAAAGUGAUUUGAAUGGAGGGGGCUAAUUUUAAUUUGGUUUCUUCAUGAUUCAAAAGAAUAAUAGUAACGUUAAGUCUAUAAAACCCCUUUAAUAGAAUUGGUCCUUGCUCAAAAGUAAGAUGGAAUCAAUAGCAUUUUUUUCAUAAUUACAAUGUAUAAUACAUAUUUCUGUCAUUUUGACGUGACAACGUCUUAAAUUAGGUUGCGGCUGGGAGUCACUUAUGAAAAAGUGUAACGCUCGGUAACGUUACGAUGAGUCUCUCGUGUUAAGUUUAAGUUUACAUGUACAAUGUUUUAGUAAACAAAAUAUAUUUCUAUAGUUAAAAUUUGUGCAAUUCUUAUUUUCAUUCAAUUCCUUGUUCCUAUUGUGCAAUUUAAUUAUAUUCAUAUCAAUAAAUAUUCUACCGAGAAAAAGACGUUGUCACGUAAAAUCUUCGCCCGUAAAACCGACUUUACAGGCAACCAUUUUUUUUCAUUGUAGUCAUUUAGAGCGAAAACUGAUUAAGUAAAUAAAUACAGUUUUCAAACUUGUAAUCUGUAGGUAUUUCAGUAUUUAUUUCGUUUCAAAUUUUAAGAUUCGGCGGGAUCUUUGGUGAGAUAUUCUGUUUAUAACAAACGUCUCAUAUGUUUAAAUUCUUUGUAAAACAUUUAUCAUUAUACAAUUAAAAUACCUGGGAAGGGCAACUCGUUUGAUAGACUUCACUUAUAAAUGUAUUGUAGAAGUAUGACAUGAUUCAUAGAAAAUUAGGUGAAAGUGUAAUCAACAAUCGAUCACAUUACUAUAUAAUAGUAAAUUAAAACAUUAUUAUAUAAAUACCAUACUAUACCAUAGCAACACCUAAUUUACGCGUUGUCAAAUUUGACCUCUAUAUUUAACAUAACAGAGUUCGUUUUACAAUACAUUUUAUAAUUUAAUGGUAUUUCGAUGAUUUCUUGUAAUUAAUGAAGAGUGUCGCAAUGGUUCUUUUUAUAAGAAUGUUCCCUCGGGUGAAGACUCAUUACGGUGUUGCCAGUGAACAGUAUUCGAUAUGGAGCUCAAGUUGGUUAUUUUGUCGUUGGCAUGUUUCUCCUGUUUGGUGCCGCCAGCACUCGGCACCUCGCUGAUGGCUGCUAAGGCGGCGGCUGUCGGUGCUGGCAUCGUCGCCAAAGGAGCUCUUCUCAAAGGUGCAGCUGUGUUGGGGGCGAAAGCUGCAGUAAAGGGCGCGGCCCUACUCGCAGCUAAAGGCUUGGCCGCGAAGGGCGCCCUAGCGGCGGGGGCCGCUGCUGUGGGCACCCAUGUAGUACACCACCUGCCUGAGAAACCAUCUAUACAGGUGCAGAUACCCGAAACCACCAUCGUGGUCGAACCUCCCAGUCUUUCUACGAUAUUCGAGCGGUUGUCCAAUCUGAUCGGCACAGUGCACACUGCUGCCAAAGAGAAGACCAUGGCUGUCGGCAGCUUGCUGGCCGCUCUCCUUCCAUCCAAGUCUAUAGUCGUGAAGCCCCCACAUCCCGAGGUGGUGGUGGAACAUGACGUCAUCGUUAGGCCGGAAAUGGUUAUUCCCCCGCCGUUGUUGAUGCCGAGGCCUGCUUUCAUUAUGCCUCUGCCUCCGCCGCCGCCGCCUCAAGUAAUCCACCCACAACCUCCGGUCGCCAUCGUUGGACCCACUAUGAACGUUUACCAACACCCCCACAAUGAUGCUUACUACCCAGUACCUGUGCUCGAGAAAGACUGUUAGAAAUAUAUAUAAAUAGACUUAAAUUAUUUAUUUAUUGUAAAUAAAAUAUUUAAAAUAGGAAAAUAUUGGUGUCUUCAUUUUUUUAAGAAACUCCUUGACUCUAUAUUUCCUUUUAUGGGAUACAAAAAGGUAUUUCGUUGCGAAAAUAAG
Messenger RNA from Chilo suppressalis (striped riceborer), 1899 nucleotides. NCBI's taxonomy places the organism in Eukaryota, Metazoa, Arthropoda, Insecta, Lepidoptera, Crambidae. The record is from the annotation of a GenBank genome assembly.